This is a messenger RNA of Capsicum annuum, 1807 nucleotides long. Its product is annotated as protein disulfide-isomerase. Gene Ontology annotation, biological process: response to endoplasmic reticulum stress; protein folding. Lineage: Eukaryota; Viridiplantae; Streptophyta; Magnoliopsida; Solanales; Solanaceae. Gene Ontology annotation, cellular component: endoplasmic reticulum. The coding region runs from base 48 to 1532 and encodes 494 amino acids. The record is from RefSeq and is a predicted model, not a curated record. Gene Ontology annotation, molecular function: protein disulfide isomerase activity. The transcript has 11 exons.
GAUGAAAGAAAUAUACACUUGUUCAUUCAGACAAAAAUUGUUUCAAGAUGGCAGAGAGUGGCAUUUUGGUAAUUUUAUACGCUCUUGUUCUUGUUGCAGUUUAUGGUGUUGUUGCUGAGGAGAAGGAACAUGUGUUGACUUUGGACCAUUCCAACCUCACCGAUGUUGUCUCCAAACACAACUUCAUUGUUGUUGAAUUUUAUGCACCUUGGUGUGGGCACUGUAAGAGUCUUGCUCCUGAGUAUGAAAAAGCCGCCGCAGAGCUGAGUAGUCAUGACCCUCCAAUUGUUCUAGCCAAGUAUGAUGCAAAUGAUGAAGCCAAUAGAGAAGCCGUAGCACAAUACGAGAUCCAGGGCUUCCCAACUAUUAAGAUCUUGCGGGAUGGAGGAAAGAAAGUUCAAGAAUAUAAUGGCCCUCGUGAAGCAGAUGGUAUUGUAGCCUAUUUGAAGAAACAGCUGGGUCCUGCAUCUGCUGAAAUCAAGUCGAAGGAGGACGCCACAAACCUUAUUGAUGAGAAAAGCAUCUUUGUUGUUGGUAUAUUUCCAGAACCAUCCGGAGAGAAGUUUGAGAACUAUUUAACACUAGCUGAAAAAUUGCGAGGUGAGAUCGAUUUUGCUCACACUGUUGACGCUAAACACCUUCCUCGGGGUGGACCAGUCAAGAAGCCCACUCUUCGUCUUCUAAAGCCAUUUGAUGAACACUUUGAUGAUUUUGAGGAUUUCCAAGUCGAUGCAAUGGAGAAGUUCAUUACAGAAGCUAGUAUUCCUGUUCUUACUAUUUUUGACAAGGACCCAAACAACCAUCCUUAUGUUAACAAGUUCUUUGAUAGUACCAAUGCCAAGACAAUGCUAUUUGUGAACUUCAGCACUGAGCUUGACGCUUUUAAGUCCAAGUACCAUGAUGUUGCCAUGCUUUAUAAAGGGAACGGUGUGAGCUUCCUCUUGGGUGAUGUUGAGGCUGGUGAAGGUGCUUUUGAGUACUUUGGACUGAAGCCCGAACUGGCACCUGUGGUCAUAAUAAUGGACACUGAUGAUCUGAAGUACAUUAAGGACCAUGUAAAACCUGAUGACCUUGCUGCUUUCUUGAAGGAUUACAAGGAUGGAAAACUGAAGCCACAUGUAAAGUCACAGCCCAUCCCUGAAACCAAUGACGAACCUGUUAAGGUGGUUGUUAGGGAUACCCUCCAGGAUAUGGUUUUCAACUCAGGAAAAAAUGUGCUGUUAGAGUUCUAUGCACCUUGGUGUGGCCACUGCAAGAGUCUGGCUCCAAUUUUGGACGAAGUGGCUGUAUCAUUUGAAAGCGAUCCGGAUGUUCUCAUUGCAAAACUGGACGCAACCGCAAAUGAUCUCCCGAAAGGUGAAUUCGAUGUUCAGGGAUUCCCUACUAUGUACUUCAGAUCUGCCUCUGGUAGCUUGUCACAGUACGAUGGUGAGAGAACAAAAGAGGCGAUCAUCGAAUUUAUCGAGAAGAAUCGUGACAAGCCUGCUCAGUCAGACACUGCCAAAGACGAUUCAGCAAAGGAUGAGCUCUAGAGGUUGAUCUUCUCUUGUUCAGGAUUUCAGGAAACAUUGUGUACUGGUGCAUUCAGGUUUCGUUAAGGAUUUACUGUUUCAGUUUUUCCCCGACAACCUCCCAACCGACUCCAUUUCUGACUGCUGCUCCCUAUGCACUCUCCGCUUCAUCUGCUUCCCUUCUAGUUUUGAGUGCUGCUUUUAGCGCCAAUAAACGGUUUUAUGUAUCUAUUUGAUAUAUGGAAUGUAGCUGGAUUCUGAGUUAUUAUCAAUUGAGAAGUUCUGCAACUUUAGCA